AUGGACUUCGAGGGAGUUUCGCCCCGGGAUCUCCUCCGUCGGAUGGACGCCUUGGAAGCCAACAAUGUUGCCCUAUCGACGGAAAAUGCUGCGCUGCGGAGGCGGGUUGAUACCAUGGAGACACAAAUGGAAGCCUUGGAAGCAAGAGCCGAGGAUUUGACGAUGAAAGUGGCGGUCUUACGAGAAUCGAAAUGGCAGCCGUCCUCACAGCGAGUAUUCGCCACCCUGGAGCUCAUCGAGCAGAUACUUCUUCUGGUCCCCGCGAAACAGCUCUUCAGCCUGCAAAGAGUCUCUAGAGUCUUUCAACAUGCGAUCACCGGUCUGUCGUCGCUCCAAACGCCCAUGUUCCAGAAUGCCAAGGACAAGGUUCUGCCUAGCCCACAGCUACCCAUGCGCCGAGAAUUGAGCCCGGCACUAGCCUUGAACCCUUUUCUGAAUGAACUGAAAGGUCAAUGGAGAUCGUCUGCGGGCCAUGGCGGCGACUAUAGUGGAAUCGAUCUGAAAUUGUUUCCUUCGAAGUGGCAAGAUGCUUCUUACUGGGUGUAUGACGACCUCGCUGCCAGUUUCUCGGUCCGCAUCGGCAGCGUGCAGGAUACCAGAGCGGCAAUAAACGCCCUAAGCACCUCGCUUGGCAGGACAUACAUGACGAGUCCAGCUUUGCCCACGUCGAUCCGGGUCAACUUUGUGGAUGCCUUGCGGAUUCGAGAUCGCAGAGAGUAUGAACGUGCUUGCAAGCUGCCCUCGUCCUGCCCGCCGAAUGUGACGGCGAUUGUUGAGGUCUGGCCGGCAACACUCUUGCACAUGUUGAAAGUUGCGGACAUCCUGGAGAGAUACUAUCGUGCAGGCGAGAAGGAAUGGAUACGCCAUGAGGUGGACCAGAUCUGGACGCCGAAGUCUGCCGCGGAAGUAGAGCGGACGUUACUGACUGUCGUGAGGACCAGACCGACGUAUUCAGGCUGGACCACGGAAGGUCCAUAUCGUCCUUGA
Molecule: messenger RNA, 987 nt
Organism: Lecanosticta acicola
Lineage: Eukaryota; Fungi; Ascomycota; Dothideomycetes; Mycosphaerellales; Mycosphaerellaceae
Source: the annotation of a GenBank genome assembly